UAAAAGCAAGCGCUCAGAGUUCACAACCGGGACUGAGCCACCUUACCACAUAUACCCUGCAGCUCUUCGUUGAACGCUACAGCUUCAGUGUAUCUAUUUCAAUGCAUACUUAGUAUAUGUGUCACACUGAAAUCUUCAAACUGGACACACUUCAACAGUUUCCUGUGGGAUUAAGGAUUUUUACGGCACAGAUAUGCACCUUCACAAGGUCCUGGUUUGUAUCACAUGGAUUCUUUGUGCAUAUUCUGGGUUGGGAUCCUGCUCAGAAGACGAGACGAAGCUGGUGAAAACCCUGUUUACCGGUUAUAACAAAGUGGUUCGUCCAGUUAACCACUUCAGCGAUGCUGUAGAAGUCACAGUGGGCCUGCAGCUUAUCCAACUUAUUAGUGUGGAUGAAGUCAACCAGAUUGUGACCACUAAUGUCCGACUCCGACAGCAAUGGAAAGAUGUGAACCUUCAGUGGGAUCCAGAUGCUUAUGGAGGCAUCAAAAAGAUCCGAAUUCCUUCAACAGACAUAUGGAAACCCGACUUAGUUCUGUACAACAAUGCUGAUGGUGAUUUUGCCAUCAUCCAUGAGACCAAAGUGCUGCUGGAGCACACAGGCAUGAUAACAUGGAACCCACCUGCUAUCUACAAGAGUUACUGUGAGAUCAUUGUCCUUCACUUCCCAUUUGACCUCCAGAACUGCAGCAUGAAACUGGGUACCUGGACAUAUGAUGGCACACUGGUCAUCAUCAACCCAGACAGUGACCGACCGGACCUCAGUAACUUCAUGGAGUCAGGUGAAUGGGUGUUGAAGGACUACAGGAGCUGGAAACACUGGGUUUACUACACAUGCUGCCUUGAGACGCCCUAUCUGGACAUCACCUACCAUUUCCUGAUGCUGCGGCUUCCCCUUUAUUUCAUUGUCAAUGUCAUAAUUCCCUGCAUGCUGUUCUCCUUUCUCACUGGACUAGUCUUCUACCUCCCUACUGAUUCAGGCGAGAAGAUGACCCUGUCCAUCUCUGUCCUGUUGUCUUUGACUGUCUUCCUGCUGGUUAUCGUUGAGCUGAUUCCCUCCACUUCCAGCGCUGUCCCUCUCAUAGGGAAAUACAUGCUCUUCACUAUGGUUUUUGUGAUCGCCUCCAUCAUCAUCACGGUCAUCGUCAUCAACACACACCACCGCUCGCCCAGCACACACACCAUGCCCGCAUGGAUCCGCAAGGUCUUCAUUGAAACCAUUCCAAACAUGAUGUUUUUCUCAACGAUGAAGCGACCCAGUCAGGAGAUCAGCCAGAAGAGACUGUUCCCUACUGACAUGGACAUAUCAGAUAUUUCAGGUAACCCCACCCCAGCCAGCGUAACCUAUAAGUCUCCCAUCAUAAAGAACCCUGAUGUUCGCAGUGCCAUUGAAGGAGUGAAGUACAUUGCUGAAACCAUGAAAUCAGAUGAGGAAUCUAACAAUGCGGCAGAAGAAUGGAAGUUUGUGGCGAUGGUUUUGGACCACAUCCUGCUGUGCGUCUUCAUGGCCGUGUGCAUCAUCGGAACGCUUGCUGUCUUCGCUGGGAGACUAAUAGAGCUCAACAUGCUAUGAAAACCUAACCCACAAAGGAGGAUGUGUACAAUAAAAUUAGAAGCCGUGCUUUGAGAGGGAUCAGAACGGUUCAUUCGUGGACCCUUUUGAGGUUGUGAUAUUGAGGCGGUCUGUGUGGCAUUUCUGGCACACCAAGGCUGAGCUGAUAGCUGAAACGCUGUAAGGAGCCCUGAGUCUUGAGUCACAUUUGAGGGUUUGUGUUUUUACUAAGACGGAUGAAACUUCAGCAGCAAGUUAACUGUCCAUUCAUAAAUACGUACAAUUUUUGUCAUGAAUGGAUUUUAUUAGAUUAUUAUUGUAACUUUAUUGGUAAUGCAGGGUGCACCAUUACUCUGAUGUGUAAAAUAAUUAUUUCUAGUUGCUUUUUUAUAGUUAGAAUAUUGUGUUCUCAUAAUCUUCUGAUGCAGGCAAAAUAUUUCCUAACCAGGAAGUUUUAUUUAUUGGUUUUGCCUGAGUUAUUUAUGAUUUACUUUUUUGUGUAGUUACAUGUAAUUAUAACCUUAUUUUAUAUUCAGGAGAAAAAAGUGAGUUAUCUGAAACUUAUUCUAUCAAUAUUUCCCAUGUCAAACGUUUUUGUGUUAAAAUCAGGUUGUUCAGUUGUUUUCGUCCAACAGUUUUGAUUUUUAAGCAAAUCAGCUGAUGUUUUUUUUCCCCCUAAUGUUUUCUUUUGUAGACUUUACCUUCAGCAGUUCUCAGCUGAAAAGUUCAGCUCAAAUUAUUAACAUUGCACUUUCACUGGGAAUCCAUUUUCUCUUGUUUCUCCUUCUGGUGCAAAAGAGAUCCGGAUCUCAAUGGGGUUUACCUGGUUAAAUAGAGGAAAGAGAGAAAAAAACCCUUUAAUUUUAACUUUGGAAGUUUUCUCAGGCAAAGCAACCACUGAAACAGAGUACUCUGAAUCAUAUAUUAUUGUGUAGAUGUGGAAAUAAACGUCAAAAACUUAAUAUUU
Molecule: messenger RNA, 2519 nt
Organism: Xiphophorus hellerii (green swordtail)
Lineage: Eukaryota; Metazoa; Chordata; Actinopteri; Cyprinodontiformes; Poeciliidae
Gene: chrna1
Product: cholinergic receptor, nicotinic, alpha 1 (muscle)
Exons: 10
Coding region: 194-1573 (459 amino acids)
Biological process (GO): monoatomic ion transmembrane transport
Cellular component (GO): postsynaptic membrane
Molecular function (GO): transmembrane signaling receptor activity; acetylcholine-gated monoatomic cation-selective channel activity
Source: RefSeq, a predicted model, not a curated record